CGUACCUUCUUUUUUUCUUCUGGCAAUAAAUGAUAUCCUAGUAAAAAAUUUCUUUCAAAAAGUAUUUUUUUUUUUAAAAUGGAGUAGAGCAAUAUAAAUAUUUCAGUCCCUUUUCACUCCAUUUUUCUCUCCCCGCCAUGUCUUUCCUUCAUCAAGCACAAGUUGUUCAUCGAUCUUCAAACCCAUCUCUUUCCCAAAUCAAACAAACCAUAUUUUCUUCCAUUCUACAAACCACAAUCAAUCUUUACCCAAUUUGCACAAAAGGUUUAAUUCCCCAAUUGUUUUUUGGCUCCAUAUUAUGAAAAAAUGCAUACGCCAAAAGAAGGAAGCUUAAGAGAUCAUGAUAUCCAAUCGUCCCGGAGCUUUAUCUCGGUUUUGAUAUUCCUUUUAAUUUCUCCGGCGGCGCCGGUGGCCCACGGCGGCCCCGACACCGGUAAUCCCGCCGCCGUCCAGCUCUUUGCACAGGCCGUCUAUAACAAAUUUAAGAAUUUCAAUUCUCUGUUUGAUGACAGCGUCGCCAAACAAAUGCGUUAUUGCGUCAACAAUGUGGAUGCUGAUUGGAAAGCAGCAUUUGAUUUCUCAAAAGACACUGAAUUUCUUUCCAAUUGCGUCAAACAAACAAAAGGGGAUAUAAUGCAGCGUUUGUGUACAGCUUCAGAAAUAAAAUUUUAUGCAUCGAGCAUAGUUUUAGGCACUCUCGAGAACAUGGGGUCAAGUAGCAGCAACUAUGUGAAACCAAACAAGAAUUGUAAUUUGACAUCAUGGGCUUCUGGGUGUGAGCCAGGGUGGGCUUGCAGUGUUGGAAAAGAUGUGCAGGUUGACCUUAAAACACCGAAAGAAAUGCCCGACAGAACCCUCGAAUGUCAGCCUUGUUGCGAAGGAUUCUUUUGUCCUCAUGGCCUCACUUGUAUGAUACCCUGUCCGUUGGGCUCUUAUUGCCCUGUUGCAACUCUCAACAAAACUACAGGUGUAUGUGAUCCGUACAGUUAUCAACUGCCUACUGGAGAGACAAAUCAUACAUGCGGUGGAGCAGAUGUGUGGGUUGAUUUUGUCAGUUCCUCUGAUCUAUUUUGUUCAGCUGGAUUUUACUGUCCUAGCACUACCAAGAAAAAUCCUUGCAGUCGUGGCCAUUACUGCAGGGCUGGCUCAACAGAGCAAACCAACUGUUAUGAAUUGGCUACUUGUGAACCUCAAACUGCAAAUCAAAACAUCACAGCAUAUGGUCUCCUCUUUUUUGCUGGAAUCAUACUCGUACUCCUCAUCAUUUAUAAUUGGUCAGACCAAGUUCUGAGCACUCGAGAGAAAAAACAAGCAAAGUCCAGGGAAGCGGCAGCAAAAAGUGCGCGUGAAACAGCACAAGCACGUGAGAAAUGGAAAUCUGCAAAGGACGUUGCCAAAAAGCAUGCAACUGGACUUCAGUCUUCACUAUCCCGCACUUUUUCCCGCAAAAAGUCCACACUGACAGAACCUAAAGCUGGAGAUUCUGCGUCUUUGCCCCCGAUGCCCUCCGGCAUGUCUCAGGCGAAAGCAAAGAAGCAAAGCAAUCUCACAAAAAUGAUGCGCGAGCUUGAGGAGAACCCUGACGGGCACGAUGGGUUUAAUGUGCAGAUUGGGGACAAGAAUCUGAAGAAACAUAAGGCUAAGCAGCUGCACACUCGCAGCCAAAUCUUCAGAUAUGCAUAUGGGGAGAUUGAGAAAGAGAAGGCACUUCAAGAGCAGAACAAGAACAUGACGUUUUCGGGCGUCAUUUCAAUGGCCAGUGAGUUUGAGACCGUGGGAAGGCCUCCCAUUGAGGUUGUUUUUAAAGAUCUCACCCUCACCCUGAAGGGGAAAAAGAAGCAUCUGUUGAGGUGUGUAUCGGGUAAGUUGUCGCCUGGUCGUGUUUCUGCCGUCAUGGGGCCUUCUGGGGCUGGAAAGACGACGUUUUUAUCUGCUUUGACGGGAAAGGCUACAGGCUGCACCAUGAGUGGUUUGAUUCUUAUAAAUGGAAAAGCUGAGAGUAUGCAGUCGUACAAAAAAAUUAUUGGCUUUGUCCCUCAAGAUGAUAUAGUGCAUGGUAACUUAACAGUGGAAGAAAAUCUCUGGUUUAGUGCAAGGUGCAGAUUGCCAGCAGAUCUUCCAAAGCCAGAAAAGGUUUUAGUUGUUGAGAGAGUGAUAGAAGCACUUGGAUUGCAACACGUAAGAGAUUCCAUUGUAGGAACGGUUGAGAAGCGAGGCAUAUCUGGGGGUCAGAGGAAGCGAGUGAAUGUGGGGCUGGAAAUGGUUAUGGAGCCAUCUUUAUUGAUUUUAGAUGAACCAACUACUGGUUUGGACAGCUCUUCUUCUCAGUUGAUGUUUGAUGAUUUCAUACUUCUAGCAAAGGGUGGUCUAACCGUAUAUCAUGGACCAGUGAAGAAAGUUGAGGAAUACUUUGCAGGCCUUGGCAUCCAUGUUCCUGAGCGCGUCAAUCCUCCGGAUUACUUCAUAGACAUCUUAGAGGGUAUUGUGAAGCUAAGUCCGAGCAUAGGGGUGAACUACAAAGAGCUUCCUCUCAGAUGGAUGCUUCACAAUGGUUAUCCCGUACCACCGGAGAUGCUGGACUCUGCCGGAUUGGCAGCUUCGGUUGGAGAGAAUUCAGCUCAUGGGGGAAACCCUGAAGCUGCUGCUGGGUCUGAUGGGACUUUUGCCGGAGAUCUGUGGCAGGAUGUGAAAUCCAACGUUGAACAGAAGAAGGACCAAAUGCAGCACAAUUUCUUGAGCUCCAAGGACUUGUCUAAUCGGGUUACACCGGGUUUAUUUCUGCAGUAUAAAUUUUUUCUUGGAAGGAUCGGUAAGCAGAGAUUGCGAGAUGCUAGAAUACAAGCAGUAGAUUAUCUCAUUCUCUUACUUGCUGGAAUAUGCUUAGGAACACUUGCUAAAGUGAGUGAUGAAACGUUUGGAUCCUUGGGAUAUCUUUACACCGUCAUUGCUGUCUCUUUACUCAGCAAGAUUGCAGCAUUAAGAUCCUUUUCUCAGGAUAAAGUAUACUACUGGAGAGAGAGUGGGUCUGGUAUGAGCAGCUUGGCAUAUUUUCUAGCAAAGGAUACAAUUGACCAUUUCAAUACAAUUGUAAAGCCAGCAGUUUAUCUGUCUAUGUUCUAUUUCUUCAACAACCCAAGAUCUACAAUUCUGGAUAACUAUAUUGUUCUUAUCUGUCUCAUUUAUUGUGUCACUGGAAUAGCUUAUGCACUUGCCAUCUACCUCACUCCCGGUCAAGCCCAACUGUGGUCUGUUCUUGUUCCAGUUGUGUUGACUCUUGUAGCGAACCAAGAAGGUGAUCCAUUUGUGAUGAGACUGGGGGAUUUUUGUUAUACCAAGUGGGCUUUGGAAUCAUUUUUGAUAGCAAAUGCCAAAAGGUACUACGGAGUAUGGCUGAUCACAAGAUGUGGCUCCUUGAAACAAAGAGGUUAUGGUCUUGAAGACUGGUAUCCUUGUUUGGUAUACCUCAUUGUCACCGGAAUUGUCAGCCGUGGCAUUGCCUUCUUUUGUUUGAUCACCUUCCAGAAAAAAUAGACCCUUCAUCAGCAAGAAAGAUCUCCACCCGCAGUUUCUCUGCAAACAUGUAGCCAAAUGCCAAUGAACCGUGGAAAAGUAUUUCCUUUGUUCUCUCCUUUAGCUAUCUAAUUGUCUCUUUUGAUAUAUUGAACGAAUACGAGCAUAAUUUAUGCCAACAUUCGUUCAUUGAAUGAGUAUUGAAUGAACGUGGACGGGCAUUGUGUCCACAUUCAUUCCGUUCUUAAUGUAUGUAGACAGAAUCAUACUAGACAAUUAUUUAAGAACGGAGAAAGUUUGCAGGAAUCCAAGCCUUCUGCCACCGGUGAGAAUGUGGAGGGUGGGCCAGAGACGGGCACUAUCGAGUUCAACAAGACCCUAUACAUUGUAUAUGUUUUUGUGUAGUAAUCUAUUGUAAUUUUGUGACUUUUUUGUAAUCAUGCCUAGAAGAUUAGGAGGUUAAUUCUAGGGAUUGUGAGGAAAAAAUUAUGAAACAUGUUGGUGUGAACUGCUAAAAUGUGCAGGCAAUAUUUACUCCCAAUUUUUGUUGAGCCACUACAAUUUUUGUAAGGUCCAUUCUGUAAGGUUUUU
Messenger RNA from Cuscuta campestris, 4101 nucleotides. Lineage: Eukaryota; Viridiplantae; Streptophyta; Magnoliopsida; Solanales; Convolvulaceae. The record is from the annotation of a GenBank genome assembly.